AUGCAGGCAUACCACGAAAGCUCCUCUGACGGGAAGCACGACUUGAUCGCGAAGUACAUGAAAGAGGGGGGGAUAAAGUCGCUAGCCUGGGUGGCCGGCUAUGUGGAGAAGAGCAAGACCAGAGAGGGCGAGCAAGUCGUGUGUGACAAGGGCUGGUUUACGAUGCUGAAAAUUUUCGAAAGGGAGGGUGUGGUGCUCAACGACAAAAAGAGGCAGCCAGUUGUGUUGGAGGCCAUGAGGAAGGCCAACUACCAGGAGCACUCCGUCCAGUACAACAACCUCGACGACUUGAAGAAGGAGAUCGCAGGCUGCCCCGAGCUCACAAAGUACUACUAUGUUUUCGGCAAGAACACCAGCAUCCACAGCGAGAUGAAGGACACCAGUGUGGAGAUCUCCACCAGCCUGAAGCCUUCCAACCUUGCCUUGGCACUGAAGGAUGGUGCAGCAAGCAGCUCGCAGACAACCGUGAAGAUUGAGAACCCCGAGAAAGUGCAGGCCCAGCAGGUGGCUACUGUGCUCAGCUCUGGCAAGGCAGCCAUUCAGAAGAUCCUCUCGCCCAUCGAGGAUGGAAUCUCCAUGCUGGAGUGCAAGAAGAAGAAGGAGUUCGAAGACUUUCUGAAGGAAGGCACGAGCCACGUCAAGAAGGCUACCGACUUUGUGGAGAAAGCCCGGAAGGUUCUGGCCCUGCAUGCCAGCAUGGAGAGUGAUGAGUCUUGCACAAAGGAGGCCUGGACAGACCACACCGCCAAGAUCGAGAACAUGAACAGCCUGGCUAGUGUGCACUUGGAUGGCUUGAAGCACUACAAGUCACGUAUGCAGGCCCUGAGCUAG
Molecule: messenger RNA, 831 nt
Organism: Symbiodinium natans
Lineage: Eukaryota; Dinophyceae; Suessiales; Symbiodiniaceae
Source: the annotation of a GenBank genome assembly